Messenger RNA from Pangasianodon hypophthalmus (striped catfish), 2326 nucleotides. RefSeq names its product T-cell acute lymphocytic leukemia 1 (gene tal1). Lineage: Eukaryota; Metazoa; Chordata; Actinopteri; Siluriformes; Pangasiidae. The record is from RefSeq and is a predicted model, not a curated record. The transcript is spliced from 4 exons. Gene Ontology annotation, biological process: regulation of transcription by RNA polymerase II. Gene Ontology annotation, molecular function: DNA-binding transcription factor activity, RNA polymerase II-specific; RNA polymerase II cis-regulatory region sequence-specific DNA binding; protein dimerization activity. Bases 187 to 1209 code for a protein of 340 amino acids.
AAAAAAAACCUCAGCCAUGGACGAGCCAGCACAAAAUGGCUCCUCACACACACUCACACUGACCACAGCCCGAGCACGGUGACUGUAAGGGAACCGACGGCGACGCGCGGAGACUGGAUUAUCCAUUAGCACCCCACACGAGUGGCACAGUGCUGCUUUGAUUCUGUUGCACCGCAGCCAGACAGGAUGAUGGAGAAACUGAAACGUGAGCGCGCCAGCCCGGGCGCUGAGGACGAGCAGAAGGAGGAGUGCGGCUCACCGGGACGCGACACUGCUGGGGAGGAGGGCGAGGCGCACAGGAAACAGGAAGGCACGACCACCACCACGACGAGCACGACGUCCGAGUCUGCUGAGAGCGCGCGGAGAGGAGCCCACCUCCUCCUCCUUAACGGCGUUGCCAAGGAAACGGCGCACGGCGGCAGCGAGCCAAAACAGGAAGUGGCAGUGAUCGAGCUGGCCACGAGAGGCGAUAUAAAAGGCGCUGAGCUAGAGGCGGACGGCAGACACACGGUGCAGACCACCGAGUUGCGCAGACCACCAGUUCCUCUGCCGCUGCCCCCGAGGGAGCCACCAAACGAAGCCAAGCGAAUGGUGCAGCUGAGCCCGGCCGCCUUCCCUGCUCUGCCCGCCCGCGCCAUGCUCUACAGCAACAUGGCGCAACCGCUCGCCACUCUCAACAGUGGCUUCGCUGGGGACGCGGAGCAGUACGGCAUGUACCCCAGUAACCGCCUGAAACGCAGAGCUGCGCCCUACGAGAUCGAGAUCAACGAUGGUUCUCAGCCAAAGAUCGUGCGGCGCAUCUUCACAAACAGCCGUGAGCGCUGGAGGCAGCAGAAUGUGAAUGGCGCCUUCGCUGAGCUGCGCAAGCUCAUCCCCACUCAUCCUCCUGACAAGAAGCUGAGCAAGAAUGAGAUCCUGCGUCUGGCUAUGAAGUACAUUAACUUCCUGGCCAAACUGUUAAACGACCAGGACGACGUGAUGGGUGGGGAGGCUGCGGCUCGGGUGCGGGACGGACGGGACGGGGGUCUUGUUAGGGAAGACCUCCUGCAGGACAUGCUGAGUCCAAACUCCAGUUGUGGGAGCCUGCUGGACGGAGAAGGAAGCCCGGACAGCUUCACCGAGGAGCAGGACUCAUCGGUGGAGUCCAGAGCGUCUGGGCGAGGACUGCACCACUCGGCCAUGACUGUGGACACCAGUAAUCAGCGAUGACUGAGUGCUAACAGAGAAAGAGACUUGAGCAAACCAGUGCAGUGGAUACAGAGCUUCAUAGAAGCUGAUGGACCUGUGAUGAUGUUCACGUUAUGUGCAGUCAUGACUGUCUUUUCCCUCUUUUCUUUAUGUCUUGUGCUCCUCUCCAUUUUGGACGCUGCCCCCUAUGGGUAAACGCUGGUACGGGGGAAUCGUAAUGGUAGAUUUUGGUCCAUGAGAUAAGAGAGCAUGGAUUUGAAACGCAGGCCAAAUUUUCAGAACGGUACCCUUUCUAGAAUUCAGCUCCAUCAUUUGGUCAGGUACACUUGAUAUCACUAUUGAGUGAUUUUUAAAAUGCUGUGUGUGGAAAAUCCCAUUGAAUAUCCCAGGGAUUUUUUUUCUUAGUCAUCCAUCAGUGUGGGAAAUGUUACAGUACUAUACUACAAUAGACAGUACUAUUACUGGUGGUGGAGGUUGACAAGACACUUUUUUUGUACAGAACAUGGUUAUAUUAUAUUCAUGUUAAUAACUGUACCCACAAUAGCAGCUAAAUUAAUGCAGAGCAAAAGCUGCCAUUUUGUAAAUGGCAUAUAAGUAUGACCUUAUUUGAUAAAACCUACAUGUUCAUUCACACACACACACACACACACACACACAAGUAAGAAGGUUGUGAUGGUCAGAGGUACAAGUGUGAUGCUCCAAGUGUACAUAAAUAAACAAAAUAAUGUUGUACAUCUAUGUGUAUCUAAAGCCGAACCCCACACAUCCGUACUGUUCAUCUUCAUUGUGAUUAUGGUACAAUGAAUAUCGCCUCCUUUUCUUUUCUUCUGUCCUUCAUAUCCCUACCUAAAUCAUUCUUAAAGAAUCCAGUAAGUGUGUUAUCACUGUAUUUAAAUUUUAUCCAAUUGAUCUGCUUUUUCAGCAGACUAUUGAGUAACCAGUCUUGGUACCUUUAAUUCUUUUUUUGUGUAUUAAAAAACAACAAAGCUGUUAUUUUAAUGUGAUAUUUAGUAGACAGACCUUUGUUGUAAGGUGAAGAUGAAAUCUAUCUAUAAACAUGCAAUGUUAUAUCUUACAGAAUUUUAUAGAACAUGAAAUAAAAAUGAACAAACAGGUGUGAAGUGUAAUACUAAUUUUU